AUGGAACUCAUCGAUCAAAUCAUAGUUCCCUGCUGUCUGCUUGGGCUGGUGGCGGCCGUUGCGCAGUUCUUGGUCAUCAGGAUUCGCUUGGGGACCUUUAUCCGGGGCUUCGCACAGGGGAGGCGCAUCAAGCUCACGCCGGAUGGGAAGGACAGCCUCAGCACAGGGCUCACAGCAGGUGGCAGUGAGCAAGCAGCGAAGUUGGUACCCGAGAUCUACGAAAAGAUCAUGACGGGCGCAAUUCAGUUCCUCAAGGUGGAGUAUGCCAUUUGUGCCGCCUUCUGCGUCGUCUUCGCUUUCCUUAUUAGUGCUUUGGUUUCUUGGGGCACGAAGGACACGUUGCAGGGACACCUGACCGCGGGAGCCUUCCUCACAGGAGCCUUCACAUCGAUGCUUUGCGGCUUCCUUGGCAUGAUGAUCGCCACUUACUCCAAUGCGCGCACCACUCUUGCCUGUGCCUACAGCGGCUACACCCUUGGCUUCAACACCGCCUUUCGGGGUGGCAGCGUCAUGGGCUAUGCGCUCUGCUCCCUGGGAGUGCUGAUCCUGUGGAUGCUCUUGAGCUUCUACCGCACCAUCUAUCCGGAGGCUGAUGACUGGGAGAUCCUCUUCGACUGUGCAGCGGGUUAUGGCCUCGGCGGCAGCACCGUGGCCAUGUUCGGCCGCGUCGGUGGUGGCAUCUACACGAAGGCCGCAGAUGUUGGUGCGGACCUCGUCGGCAAAGUCGUGGCCGGCCUGGACGAGGACGAUCCCAACAACCCCGCCACCAUUGCGGACAACGUGGGCGACAACGUGGGUGACAUUGCCGGCAUGGGCGCAGACCUUUUCGGCUCCUUCGCCGAGAGCACUUGUGCAGCAUUGGUCAUCGCUGCAGCAGCCGUGGAAGGUUCGCACCACACGCUGGCAGAUGCUGGCUGGGAUGCCAUGCUCUUCCCCUUCUUGGCUAUCUCCGCUGCUGGCAUUGUGAUCUGCAUCCUUUGCGGGUUUGUGGCUACCAACAUCUCCCCUGUCAAGGACGAGCCCGACAUCGAAUUCGUGCUGAAGGUGCAGAUGGUACACUUAUUUCAAUUUGUCGCAGUCGGCUCGCGAGACGGUGGCCACGGUGGUCUCCAUGAUGGCAAGUUGUGCAGAGACGCUGAUCUUCAUUGA
Messenger RNA from Symbiodinium sp. CCMP2592, 1149 nucleotides. NCBI's taxonomy places the organism in Eukaryota, Dinophyceae, Suessiales, Symbiodiniaceae. The record is from the annotation of a GenBank genome assembly.